AUGUCUACAACGAUGAUGGCGAUCUCCUCGAUUGUUGUACUUAUGCUGGUUGGAACGAGCUUUUUGGUAAAGGCCGAUAGUUGUCUCGCUGACGGUCAACCGUGUAAUACCAGUCUUGCUUCCUCUAACAAGGCCGGCUGUUGUAAUCCUUGUCUUCGUGCUGCUACUUCUUAUGAUACUGAGGGUAGCGGUUUCUCUGAGGAUGUUAUUGAAAAAAGAAAAGCUGAUAGUCAUGGCACUUGUGGAUGUGUUCCUCGUGGUCAAGUAUGUGUCGCACGUUUUGUUCGUGAUGAUGUGGUUCGUUGUUGUAACAAUGACAUAUGUCGCCGCGGUCCUAAUAGUGUCCGGGACCUUGGUUAUUGCGGUUGUAUUCCUGGUGGUGAAAGUUGUUAUAGUGGUGUGGAUCAUUGCUGUGAAGGCUUUACUUGUAAUCGUGUUGUUGAUGGCCGUGGACGAUAUGAAGGUUAUUUUUGCCAAGAAGAGUAUGUUACAUUAACGCAGUGUUUCAAACAGUUCUAUUGA
Messenger RNA from Adineta ricciae, 522 nucleotides. The record is from the annotation of a GenBank genome assembly. NCBI's taxonomy places the organism in Eukaryota, Metazoa, Rotifera, Eurotatoria, Adinetida, Adinetidae.